UAUUCGUGAAACACACGGACUUCCGGGGACAGAGAGUAGUAAUGUGUCGAUGUUAUGAUUGUAAGAUUUUUGUAUAUAAAAUAUGAAUUUAGGUCCUUCAAACUCCUACGGCAACGGUCUUUUAUAUGCAGGAUGGAAUCAAGACCAGGGAUGUUUUGCUUGUGGGAUGGAAACAGGGUUUCGAGUGUACAAUGCAGAUCCCCUGAAGGAGAAAGAGAGGCAAGAUUUUGCUGAUGGAGGUGUUGCUCUGAUAGAGAUGUUGUUCCGCUGUAAUUAUCUUGCUCUUGUCGGUGGAGGAAAAAAUCCAAAGUAUCCACCAAAUAAAGUGAUGGUGUGGGAUGACUUGAAGAAGAAACAUGUCAUUGAGCUGGAGUUCUCCACUGAUGUCCGAGGUGUCAAGUUACGCAGAGAUAGGAUUGUGGCAGUGCUGGACACAAUGAUCAAAGUGUACACAUUCACCCAGAAUCCCCAGCAGCUUCAUGUUUUUGAGACAGGACAUAACCCUAAAGGUCUGUGUGUGAUGUGCCCCAACAGCAAUAACUCUCUACUGUCCUUUCCCGGGAGAAAAGUUGGCCAUGUGCAAAUAAUUGAUCUUGCAGAGACUGAGAAGUCUCCAGUGGAUAUAGCUGCCCAUGAGGCUAACCUUGGCUGUAUGUCCAUGAAUACUCAGGGUACCCGACUUGCCACAGCCUCUGAGAAGGGAACUUUAAUACGAGUGUUCGACACAAGUACUGGAGCUAGACUGCAUGAGCUGCGACGUGGAACAAAUAGCGCUAAUAUCUACUGCAUCAACUUCAAUGCUGACUCUUCCCUCCUGUGUGUCUCCAGUGAUCACGGAACUGUUCACAUCUUCUCAACUGAAGAUCCAAGGAAAAACAAACAAUCUAGUCUGGCAACUGCAAGCUUCCUUCCCAAAUACUUCAGUUCCAACUGGAGUUUCUCCAAGUUCCAGGUUCCUGGUGGUGCACAUUGUAUCUGUGCCUUUGGGGCGGAACCGAAUGCUGUGAUAGUGGUGUGUGCAGAUGGCAGUUACUACAAGUUCCUCUUCAGCCCUAAGGGCGAGUGCACAAGAGAUGUUUAUGCUCAAUUCUUGGAAAUGACAGAUGACCGGUCAUAGGCUGUGAAUACUGUGCAUGAUGUGUGCAUGGAGAUAAGACUCUGUGUUAUCUGAGGAGGGCCUAGUGCUGCUAGUGUGUACAUAGUUUCCUGAAGAGAGGCUAGUUAAAGGCAGUUCCAGUCUCUGUGUGUCUGGUACACUGAUUCCCAGCCUGACAUAUGUCAGCUACAAUGUGUAUGAUAUGUAUCAGGUACAGUAUCUAUAUGACAUGUGUCAGAUAUAGUCGCUGUGUGACAUGUCGGCUUACACACAAGAAGACAUAUUAUGAAUUUGUAUCAAAAUGUAAGAUCCACCUUGAUGAAGUAAGUCAGCUAGGUUUGCUAUGUGUGUAAUAAUGGCGCUGUCACCUUGUCCCAGUCUGACUAGUGUAACCCUUCCCCAGUUACACCAGGCCACUUACAAGGGGAUCGGGAGUCUGGUCACCCUGGAGAUGACCACACUGUUAUUGCAAUGGUUUUAUCAGUUGUAUGCCUUACAUAAAAUAUUUGGUUUCAGGAACAGAUGUUUGUUUGUACUCCCCUGAACCUGAGUUUGUAUCAGUAGUGACUGGCAGUUUGUGAGUAGGUAGUGUAUUUUGUCAUCCACAAAGUGGGCAAUCAUGUUGCAAAUUAUUAUUUUAUGAUGAAUUGUAAAAAUAUCAUCUGUGAAUAAGUUUAUCAUGUAUUUGCAAUUUCCUGAUGCCUGUGUUGUGUGACAGCCCUGGUUGUGUGGUGUUGAUAAGGUGGUGCCACUAGGCCAAAAUAGGACAAACUACAGAUUAGUUGUUCUGAUGUAUUGUUACUGAAAUCUACUUGCCAUGCACAGGCCACCAGCCCCCUGCCUGUAGCCUUCUGUGUGUAACCUCCUCCAAGAACCUCUGUUGGGAAGCUUCUCCAUCAGGAGCCCCAUACUUGAAGCCUCCUGCCUGUUGUCUCUGACUCAUUUCCUGUCUGGAACCCUCUCUGUUGCCCUGUCAUAUUUCCUGUCUGUUGCCCGUCAUAUUUCCUGUCUGUAGCCCCUACUGGUUUCUCCAUCUGAUGCCCCAGAAUGGGAACCCUGGUCUGAAGCCCCUGCCAGUUUCUCCAUCUUAUGCCCCUGUCUGUAGCCCCUACUGGUUUCUCCAUCUGAUGCCCCAGAAUGGGAACCCUGGUCUGAAGCCCCUGCCAGUUUCUCCAUCUUAUGCCCCUGUCUGUAGCCCCUACUAGUUUCUCCAUUUUACAGUAUAGGAGGUACGAUUAUUUCGAGAAAAGUUACGAGAUUUUAGGCUUACGAGAGCUUUGUGAAACGGGGCCCUGGUCUGUAGCCCUAGUAGUUUCUGCAUCUUAUGCCCAGUCUGGAACCCCAGUCUGAAGCCCCUGCCAAUGUCUCCAUCUUAUGCCUAAGUCUGGAACCCUGCUGGCUUUAUCGGUCUUCCCUGUUUUUCUGUAGCCCUGUCUGAAGCCGUAAGUCUGUAUCCAAGUCUGUGCUUCCUCUUUGUUCCUUUAUUGUUAACCCCAGUCAGUAGCUCCAGUCUGAAACAUCUGCCGGAAACCCUGUGGAUGUAUCCUGCUGCUUAAACAUCUAUUGCUGACUUGUAAUAAUUAAUCAUAUUCUUCCGUAUUUGCUACUAUCAUAAGAAUUUGGGGUAUUCACUAACUGUGUUGCCAUUUUGUAUGCAGUUAUAUAUAUCCAAUGUGUUAUUUACAUUGUAAAGGAUGUCAUGCAUAUCACAAUGCUCGUGUCAUAGGAUACAAUAUGUACUUUUUGUGAAAUAUCAUCUUGUUUCAUGAUAGGCUGUAUGGUACACCAGGACAAAUCGUUUUAUUGCAAACAUCACUUUUUGCAAAAUGGACACAGUCUUAAAACAUGAAUAAAUUAAUUAUGUUACAUUAUUGAAGGAUUGAUACAUCAAUCAUUACCAUUAUAUGCAGGAUACUGGUACACUAUGUGCCAUUACAUGCAGGAUAGUGGUUCACUAUGUGCCAUUACAUGCAGGAUAGUGGUUCACUGUGUACCAUUACAUGCAGGAUAGUGGUUCACUAUGUGCCAUUACAUGCAGGAUAGUGGUUCACUGCGUGCCAUUACAUGCAGGAUAGUGGUUCACUGCGUGCCAUUACAUGCAGGUUAGUGGUUCACUAUGUGCCAUUACAUGCAGGAUAGCUGUUCACUGUGUACCAUUACAUGCAGGGUAGUGGUUCACUGCGUGCCAUUACAUGCAGGUUAGUGGUUCACUAUGUGCCAUUACAUGCAGGAUAGCUUUUCACUGCGUGCCAUUACAUGCAGGGUAGUGGUUCACUAUGUGCCAUUACAUGCAGGAUAGUGGUUCACUGCGUGCCAUUACAUGAAGGAUAGUGGUUCACUAUGUACCAUUACAUGCAGGAUAGCUUUUCACUGCGUGCCAUUACAUGCAGGGUAGUGGUUCACUAUGUGCCAUUACAUGCAGGGUAGUGGUUCACUAUGUGCCAUUACAUGCAGGAUAGUGGUUCACUGCGUGCCAUUACAUGAAAGAUAGCUGUUCACUGUGUACCAUUACAUGCAGGGUAGUGGUUCACUAUGUACCAUUACAUGAAGGAUAGCUGUUCACUGUGUACCAUUACAUGCAGGACAGUGGUUCACUAUGUGCCAUUACAUGCAGGGUAGUGGUUCACUAUGUGCCAUUACAUGCAGGAUAGUGGUUCACUGCGUGCCAUUAUAUGCAGGAUAGUGGUUCACUAUGUGUCAGUACUUGCAGGAUAGUGGUUCACUAUGUGCCAUUACGUGCAGGAUAGUGGUUCACUAUGUGCCAUUACAUGCAGGGUAGUGGUUCACUUUGUGCCAUUACAUGCAGGAUAGUGGUUCACCAUGUGCCAUUAUAUG
Messenger RNA from Haliotis rubra (blacklip abalone), 3931 nucleotides. RefSeq names its product WD repeat domain phosphoinositide-interacting protein 3-like. NCBI's taxonomy places the organism in Eukaryota, Metazoa, Mollusca, Gastropoda, Lepetellida, Haliotidae. The record is from RefSeq and is a predicted model, not a curated record. Gene Ontology annotation, cellular component: phagophore assembly site membrane; cytosol; extrinsic component of membrane. Gene Ontology annotation, molecular function: protein binding; phosphatidylinositol-3-phosphate binding; phosphatidylinositol-3,5-bisphosphate binding. The coding region runs from base 83 to 1117 and encodes 344 amino acids. The transcript has 10 exons. Gene Ontology annotation, biological process: nucleophagy; autophagy of mitochondrion; protein lipidation.